This is a messenger RNA of Orussus abietinus, 2598 nucleotides long. RefSeq names its product nucleoporin GLE1 (gene Gle1). Gene Ontology annotation, biological process: poly(A)+ mRNA export from nucleus; regulation of translational termination; regulation of translational initiation. Bases 342 to 2447 code for a protein of 701 amino acids. The record is from RefSeq and is a predicted model, not a curated record. The transcript has 8 exons. Gene Ontology annotation, molecular function: translation initiation factor binding; inositol hexakisphosphate binding; phospholipid binding. Gene Ontology annotation, cellular component: nuclear pore; cytoplasm; nuclear pore cytoplasmic filaments. Lineage: Eukaryota; Metazoa; Arthropoda; Insecta; Hymenoptera; Orussidae.
GUGAUCAAAGGUGAUUGAGUGUCGGGGAUCAAGAGUGAGGUUAUUAAUGUAUACCGUGCUCAGGAAUUAAAUGGAAUUAGUGGAAUUUGUGCGAUUAUUUUUCGCAUAUUAAGCGACGGACAUGCAGGACGCGUUUCGUAGAUUAUUAGUGCAAUGAUUUCGUGACAUUGGAGCUUGUAAUCUGCUAUAAAAGUGUGAGUGCACGAGGUGCUAAACUGUCGAAAAUGAAGUUCAGUUCAAUGGUCUGAGUUUAAGUUUGUUUAGAACGGCUUAGUGCUAAUUGCACGGCUUCGAAAUUCUUAUCGUUUCCGUUCUACACUGCGGUUUUAAAAAUAUCAACAAUGCCCCAUUUUGUUAGCACUGAGAAAGAAACGGCUCAAAAUAUGAACGACAUGACUUCCGAUUUCGCAUGCCUGAAGGUUUCUAUAUUACAGAAGGCCUCUCGCAUUUCUGAUAAAGUAGAUCAAAUAACUAUUGGUCCUGAUUCUAUCGCUUGCGAUGAAAAUUCAAUUCAGACCGAAAAUAUAGAAAAUGAACUGAAUUCUUGCAAUGUCGAUAACUCAAAAAAAUGUUAUAACUCAAAAUCAGAAGCCAAAGUUUCUACCAGAAGCGGUAUCACAUUCUCCAUUAAAAAAAUACUACUAGAAAAUGAACGUCAUAGAAAGGAAGAAGUCAGGAAAGCAAUUGAUCAUCGAUGGAAACAAAUGGAAGAAUCAAGACGUGCCAUGCAAAAGGAGAUGACAAUACUUAGAUCAACUAUGGCUAAACAGCGAGUGCAACAAGAAGCGGAAGAACUUGCACGAUUGGAGGCAGAGGAGGAGAGAGCAGCACAGCAGUCAGAAAUGCGUAGGAAGCAUGAACAACAGCUGCAUGCUCAGCGAGAAGUGGAGCGCAAGCAAAAAUUAGAACGUGAAGCUGAAGAACAUAGACAGAAAAUCAAAGAAAGAGAAGAAUUAAUUGGAAAGGUGACACCGCUUCAACUUAUGUUUCGGACUAAAUGCGAAGACAUUGGAAUGCUGUCCAAUGUUUGCAAAGACAAGAAGACUGCGAGUCAUGUAAUAGCACCGCACAUUGUGAAGUUAAAAGAAUUGAGCCACCUCAUGGAUUUAAUUAGUAAAAGGGCUUGUACAGGUGAAUUGACACAAGCCGAUGUUGAUGCUGCAGAAGCGAUAGUGCGACAUAGUGAAACUGUCUUACAAUUGUUUGAAUUGGAAAUUGAACGUAUCGAUGCUGCAUACGAUGCCGAGAUAGCUCGCAGAGAAUAUGAAGCCAAGCAAGCGGAGCUCCAAGCAGAAGCUGAAGCUAAGAGAAAUCAGAAUAAUGUAGACGUUCAAGAUUCUGCUAUAAAUUAUGGCACUCAAUUUACGGACAAUCAACUUCCUUCGGAAGAAAAUAAAGGCACUGAGAAAUAUGAUGACCCAGUUUGUGCUCCACAGGAAAGUGUCAGCUCUGUACCUCAGACUCACGUUGUAGAAACACCUGUAACUAACGUCGCAUCCGAAGAGGAUGCGAAGGAUAUUUUGGACAACGAUUCGCUACAACUAUGUCUGACCUGUGGGCAAUUUUUGAAAUCCCACCUCGCUUCGUACCAAGACCUCUUGAAGUCAGAUUCUUCGAAAAAAUUGCUCUUUGAGUGGAGAAAGGCAAUAAAUAUUCCAGUUAACGCAAUUUCUGGAAUCAGCGGCCAUCAUUUAACAGACAAAUAUGAUAAGCUGCACCAACUUCUCGCAGGCAAGGGAAUGUCUAAUAAUUCACAGAGCGUACAAGGAGUAGCAUUCUGCAAGGAUAUGCUGGCAAAGAAAAUUGUGAAUCAAGGAGAGACUCUCAUUUCCAGCAAACCGAAAAUGGCCUUUCCCAUAGCUGCCGUAGCAGUGGCUUUGUGGAACGAUUACCCGGAUUUUGGAGUCUUGCUUUUGGCCCACUUCCACAAAACGUCUCCCUACACGAUCCCCAUAUUCCCAGCGAGAUACGAGGGGCAGUCCGACGAAAACUAUUCCAGGUCUCUCGGUUAUCGAGACAGUGAAAACGGAGACAUGGAAACCGAAGACAAGUACUUGAAGAGGAUGUCCGGAUUAAUGCGGUUGUACGUCUCCAUAAUGGUUACCAGGCAAAGGAAAGGCGUUACCAAAGACCAUCCUCAUGGACUUAGAAACGCAUGGAGAUGGUUGGCAGCCACACUUAACGCAGUUCCCCGGGCCGAACUGGCAGACGUGUACGCCACACUUAUGCUGGAUGUCCUGGAGGUUGCUGGAAAUGCUCUCUGGUCUGCCUAUCCGAAACAGUUUCCGAAAUUAUUAUCAUUACUCACGAGUCAGUAUUAUCUUCACAUGCAAAAAUCCGGAGCAGCCGGCGGACCUAUGUCACGCCUGGAGGCGUUUUUAAAUAAUUGUAUCUCGAAAGGUGGCAUCCCACCACCGGAGGGGCAACUACCUCCGAAUUUUUGGUAGUCGUCAGGGAACCUUUAUCUAAAUAUCGACCGUCGAAUAAAAUAGCGGGUUAAAUUUGUGCAUGUUUUCUGGUGAAUGAAGUAUUUUUAAGUCUGCUGAAUCGUUAACGAGACUAGUAAUAUUCGUAUAAAAUAGAUACAACAUACCUUUA